CAAGAAAUCAAGAAUUACCUGACGGAGUGUUGGAGCUCUCAGGUUUCAGCGAUGAAGAGCGUACAUUUUAUAUUUUUUUAAUAGUUCAGCGCAUUCCUAAUGCUUCAAAAUGUCGAACGCUUCUGCUGUAGCAAACAAAGUCGAACGUUUGGAUUCAAUUAAGUUUGGAAAAGCUAAACCGUCUGUGUCGGACAUAUUUGUAAGUUUAGAUUACGGACCUGCUCCUGAGUCCAGUAUGCCAGCCGAUGGUUGGUUGGAUGACCAUGAAAGAUCAUUCGGACAUUUUAUAGAUGGCAAGUGGAUUAAACCUGAAGGAAGGAAGAUUUACGAAACUAGAAAUCCCUGUACAGGUGAAAAAAUUGCUUCCACAAUCCAAGGAGAACACGAAGAUUUGGACAUGGCAGUUGCAGCAGCUAGAAAAGCAUUCAAAUCCUGGAGUAAACUGUCUGGACAUGCAAGAGCUCGCUACCUCUAUAGCAUUGCUCGUCAUGUACAGAAACAUAUGAGACUUGUUGCUGUUGUUGAAAGUCUAGACAAUGGCAAACCCAUACGAGAAUCAAGAGAUUGUGAUAUUCCAAAUGUCGUAAGACAUUUAUACCACCAUGCUGGAUGGGCUGAGCUUGUAAAUGAAGAGAUGAAGGGAUGGUCCCCUAUUGGUGUUGUUGGUGCAAUUGUCCCUUGGAAUUUUCCAUUGAUGCUAACUUGUUGGAAAGUUUGUCCUGCAUUAGCUAUGGGAAAUACAGUUGUUUUAAAACCAGCAAGCUACACCCGGCUUUCCUCUUUACUUUUUGCGGAAAUUUGUGCUGAGGCUGGUCUUCCAGCUGGUGUUUUUAAUGUUGUCACGGGAAACUCAGAUUUCGGAAGUCAAUUGGUGUGCCAUGAUGAUGUUGAUAAGAUUGCUUUCACUGGCUCUACACAGGUUGGACAAAUUUUAAGACGUCUAACUGCUGGCACUGGGAAGAAGUUAUCUUUGGAGUUAGGUGGUAAAUCACCUUUUAUUGUGUUUGAUUCAGCAGAUUUAGACAGUGCUGUUGAGGGAAUUGUCGAUGCAAUAUGGUUCAAUCAAGGACAGGUUUGUAGUGCAGGAUCUCGUUUGAUUGUUCAAGAUAGCUGUUCAGAGAAACUGUUAAGAAAGAUUAAAGAGCGUAUGUCCCAUCUAAGGCUUGGACAUUCUUUGGAUAAAUCUAUAGACAUGGGAGCCAUUGUGGAUCCUUCGCAGCGGAAGUCAAUUGAUAAGUUAGUGCAAAAUGCAAAAAGUUGUGGGGCUCAUGUUUUUCAGUGUUAUGCAUCAAUGCCUGAAUCAGGUUACUUUUAUCCACCAACCUUAAUAACUAACGUUCAACCUGUUUCACAUAUUGUGCAAGAAGAGGUGUUUGGUCCAGUUUUGGUGGUUCUAACAUUUCGUACAGCAAAGGAGGCCAUUGCGCUUGCAAACAACACCAUGUACGGUCUUGCAUCUAGUGUUUGGACGGAGAAUAUUGGUCUUGCAAUGGAAGUUGCUCGUUGUAUUCGUGCUGGAUGUGUUUGGAUCAAUGGACAUAACAUGUUUGAUGCGAGUGCUGGCUUCGGUGGCAUGAAACAAAGUGGUUUUGGACGAGAUGGUGGUAAAGAGGGUCUCUACGAGUAUGUGAAACCUUCAUGGCAGAAUCGUGUACGAACGAAAAUAGCGAAUUAUGAUAUUAAGAAAUUUGGUUCAACUUCACCGCCCAGACCAAAAAAUCCUUGUAUCAAUCCAGCUAUUCAUAGUGCAGUGGACGACGAUAUUCCAUGCAUCGAUCACACCUACAAGAACUACAUUGGUGGUGCUCAAAAGAGACCCGAUGCACAAUACGGCAGACCAGUUGUGAAUAGUAAAGGAGAAGUAAUUGGUGUUGUUGCUGAAAGUAACAGGAAAGACGUCAGAGAUGCUGUAGAAGCAGCUGCAAAAGCCUCGGCUGGUUGGUGUAAGAAAUCAAGUCACAGUAGAGCCCAGGUCCUUUACUACAUCGCUGAGAAUAUUGAAUUGCGUCAAGAAGAAUUUGCGCAAAGGAUAUGCGCAAUGACUGGCCAAGAUUUCGACGAAGCAAGGAAAGAAGUAAAGAUGGCUGUGCAACGUGUGUUUUAUUGGGCUGCUUAUGCUGAUAAAUACGGUGGAACUGUUCAGGAAACCAACUUUAGCGGCACAACGAUAAAAGUACACGAAGCUGUUGGUAUUGUUGGUAUAGCAUGCCCUGAUGAAUUUCCACUUUUAGCUUUCGUUUCUCUGGUUUUACCGGCAAUUUCACGUGGAAACACUGUGAUUGUUGUUCCAAGUGAGAAGCAUCCUGUUAUAGGAGCUGAUCUGUACCAGAUACUGGACACGUCAGAUCUACCCGGGGGAGUGGUAAAUAUUUUAACCGGUGAUCGUGAUCACGUGACGAAAUAUUUAGCUGAACAUCAGAAUGUCCAUGGAAUGUGGUACUUUGGUUCAGCGGAAGGUUCCAAGUUUGUCGAAGCAGUUUCAGCUGAGAACAUAAAACGUACAUGGGUUGAUUAUGGGGAACCACGUGACUGGUUGAACAGUGAACAAGGACAGGGUCAUGAGUUCCUAUAUCACUCUGUGGAAUGCAAGAACAUUUGGAUCCCAAUGGGACAUAUUUUUGCAAACUAGGAUUGUCGUAAAGGAUAAUUAGGAUACUAUAGGAUAAUUUGUAACGACGACGAAAAGAAAAUUCUACCAUAGUCUCGUUUAUUUGAUGAUCAUAAAUCAUAUCUACUGUAUAUUGAAAUGACCUGCAAAUCGUGCUAAUUCAAAUUAUAUCCACAAUUAGGAUUUCAUCUUAGCAAAA
Molecule: messenger RNA, 2807 nt
Organism: Xenia sp. Carnegie-2017
Lineage: Eukaryota; Metazoa; Cnidaria; Anthozoa; Malacalcyonacea; Xeniidae
Product: aldehyde dehydrogenase family 16 member A1-like
Exons: 11
Coding region: 110-2629 (839 amino acids)
Molecular function (GO): oxidoreductase activity, acting on the aldehyde or oxo group of donors, NAD or NADP as acceptor
Source: RefSeq, a predicted model, not a curated record